Molecule: messenger RNA, 2149 nt
Organism: Durio zibethinus
Lineage: Eukaryota; Viridiplantae; Streptophyta; Magnoliopsida; Malvales; Malvaceae
Product: NAC domain containing protein 52-like
Biological process (GO): regulation of DNA-templated transcription
Molecular function (GO): DNA binding
Source: RefSeq, a predicted model, not a curated record
AAAAAUGUUUUUUUCUUGCAAUCGAAGCUAUCUUUUUUCUUCAACUUCAAUAAAAACCCAUCUUUGAUUCUCCGUUUCAUUUCUUCAACUCAUCCGCCACCCAAGAAAAGACCCUGUUUUCCCUUUCCAAAAAAUAUAGCUAUGGGUAGUGAAAGUACUUUAGCUAUCGUUCCAGGAACAACUACGGCGGCGCCGGCGGUGAAGACUGGAGGUUCAGCGACGUCUUUAGCACCUGGAUUUCGAUUCCAUCCAACAGACGAAGAGUUGGUUAGCUAUUAUUUGAAAAGACAGGUUUCCAACAAGCCUGUUAGGUUUAAUGCUAUUGCUGAAGUGGAUAUGUACAAGCAUGAACCUUGGGACCUUUCAGACAAGUCAAGACUGAAAACCAGAGACCAGGAGUGGUAUUUUUUUAGUUUAUUGGACAAGAAGUAUGGGAAUGGGGCAAGAUUGAAUAGGGCCACAAACCAUGGGUACUGGAAGGCCACAGGGAAGGACCGAGAGGUCCGCCACAAUUUGCAGCUUAUUGGGAUGAAGAAGACGUUAGUCUUUCAUAAUGGGAGAGCUCCAGAAGGGUUGCGAACCAAUUGGGUUAUGCAUGAGUACCGACUAGUUGAAGAAGAAUUGGAAAAAAUUGGGGCAUUGCAGGCAUAUGUGCUGUGUAGAGUAUUUCAUAAGAACAAUAUAGGACCACCAAAUGGAAACCGAUAUGCACCUUUCAUUGAGGCAGAAUGGGAUGAUUGUUCGGCAGCUGUGGUUCCGGGAGUAGAUGCUGGGGAUGAUGUUGUAGCUGGUAAUGAUGUGAUAGCCAGCGAUGAUAUGGUAGCUGCUGAGAAUGCAGUGAUUGAAACCAAUGUUGUUCAAAGGAUUGGUUUGGAGCAGGACAUUCAAAAUGCUGAUGAGGAUGCUCCACCUAAUGAUGAAGUUCCGGGAGAGUCGCCAAAUGAGAGGACAUAUCCUUUGUUACUGCCAUGCAAGAUUGAGAGAUCAGAUGAUUGCCCUCCACUUUGUGUGCUUAAUAGAGAAGCACCCUUACCUCUACUCCAGUAUAAGAGAAGGCGGCCUAAUGAUUUGGGUUUCAACCUUGCAAAUGUUUCUGAGAAUUCUACUAGAACAACUCAGGAUCAUUGUUCAUCUACAACAACAACAGCAGCGACAACCACAACAUCACCAUCGUCGGCAACAACAACAGCAAUUUCUGCACUCUUGGAAUUUUCUUUAAUGGAAUCUAUAGAGCCCAAAGAGAAGCCUCAUGUUCCUAUGCCCACAUAUGGUACCGCCAAUCUAGAUUCAGCGGUGCCUCCUAACUGCAUGAAACUUAUCAAUGAAUUGCAGAAUGAGAUCCACAAGAUUUCUGUUGAGAGGGACACAUUGAAGCUUGAAAUGAUGAGUGCUCAAGCUAUGAUUAACAUUCUCCAGUCAAGAAUAGACUUCCUUAGCAAGGAAAAUGAGGAUCUAAAGAAGAGCAACCGGGAUGCAUAGCAUGGGGAGGCCAGGUACUUUUCUGGUUUCCUCAUUUCCUUAUUGUUGCCUUUAUUCAUGUAUGAAUUGUUGUUCGCCAGAACGAUUGUAGAAUUCGGAUGGCAGUAGCAUUUGGUUUGUUGAUGAACAAUGUUGUAGCUUUCCUCCUAAAUUAAGCCCUAGUUGAUGAUACAUUUUAAAUCUACCCUAAUUUUCCCUUCUCAAACAAAUAAAGAACGAUGAUCUCAUUUUUAUAAGCUAAAUUUCAUGAUCAUGAUUUCAACUGUUAUUUAGUUUCCUAGAACUCAAACCUCUAAACUCCCAUGGGAGUUGAAACUAUAGGUUUUUUUUUUUUUUAGUGAUAAGGGGUUUUUAGCUUUAUUUCAGUACAUUCAUUUCCCGGACCAGUUUAAGUAGAUUUAUUUACAUUGAUUUUAGCAAAUUUUUGAGAAAUUACUUUUCACAAUUUCUUUAAGUAGAUUUAUUUACGUCGAUAAUAGCAAAUUCUUGAGAAAUUACUUUUCACAGUUUCUUAAUAGAUUUAGAUUCAAGCAACCAAGAGAGAAACACAUUUUUCAAGCAACAAAGAGAGUAGCAAAUUCUUUUGCCACUUGAGCCAAACAUCUGUUAGUAAGAAUAAUUAUGAAUUAAUGUUUUAAAGAGAUUUGUAAUAAGAAUAUAGCUGAGAGAG